AUACUUGAGGAAUCAUUCAUUUUUUAUCGCACGUAAUUUCGUGAGAUUAUUACGAGGGCAUAAUGUUUAGUGAAGAAUCUACUAUAUCUAGUUUCGUUAAAGAAUUUUGGGAAAGUGUGUGCCGGUAGAUAUAGGUGAAUAUAAGGUCCCCACAAAAUGCUUUUACAAAUUAUAUCUGUGAUUCAGUAAAAUUCGUCAUGACUACAAUGAAGAACCCAAAUCCGUCGUCUUCUAAGCUCGCACUCCUUAGCCACAUCAAGUACGAGCACCUGGUAGCUGGUAUAUCAGGUGGUGUGACAUCAACACUCAUAUUGCACCCUUUGGAUUUAAUAAAAAUUAGAUUUGCUGUGAAUGAUGGAAGGACGGCCACGGUACCCCGUUAUGAUGGUCUCAGUAGCGCUUUUGUAACCAUAGUCAAGAAAGAAGGUGUUCGUGGCUUAUACAGAGGAGUUACACCAAAUGUCUGGGGCUCCGGUUCGGCCUGGGGAUUCUACUUUCUAUUUUACAAUGCCAUUAAAACAUGGAUACAAGGAGGAAACGCUCGUACUCCACUCGGUCCCGGCCUCCACAUGCUGGCGGCCGCAGAAGCGGGGGUCUUGUCUCUCGUUAUGACGAACCCCAUAUGGGUCGUGAAGACUCGCCUUUGUCUCCAGUACAGCGAGGAGCACGUGGCCGACAACAAGAGAUACAAGGGGAUGGUCGACGGCCUUCUGAAGAUCUACAGAACCGAGGGGAUCCGAGGACUUUAUAGGGGUUUCGUUCCUGGAAUGUUUGGCGUGUCUCACGGAGCCCUCCAGUUCAUGACCUACGAGGAAAUGAAGAACAGAUACAACCAGUACAGGAAUCUACCGAUUGACAUAAAAUUGACGUCCGUCGAAUAUUUGACAUUUGCUGCAAUAUCGAAAUUGAUAGCGGCGGGCGCGACGUACCCUUACCAAGUCGUGAGAGCGCGUCUCCAAGAUCAGCACAGGACGUACAAUGGAGCCUGGCACUGCAUCACCGAGACUUGGAGGCACGAGUCAUGGCGCGGUUUCUACAAGGGCUUGAAGCCGAACUUGAUCCGCGUCGUUCCGGCCACAAUGGUUACUUUCCUGACAUACGAAAAUGUCUCGCACUACAUGCUGCGACCGGCUGCCGACAUAAAGCUGCCUUCCUAGCGAUGAAUAAUUAAAAAUAAAUAAUAGGUUUAAAAAAAAAACUAACAAAAUACACUUUUAUAAAAAAUCCUGUACGUCACUCUCGCGGCCGUAUGCCCGCUCACUAUACAUAG
Molecule: messenger RNA, 1270 nt
Organism: Bombyx mandarina (wild silkworm)
Lineage: Eukaryota; Metazoa; Arthropoda; Insecta; Lepidoptera; Bombycidae
Product: solute carrier family 25 member 32
Biological process (GO): nucleotide transport; transmembrane transport
Source: RefSeq, a predicted model, not a curated record